This is a messenger RNA of Mangifera indica (mango), 1298 nucleotides long. RefSeq names its product chlorophyllase-1, chloroplastic-like. Gene Ontology annotation, molecular function: chlorophyllase activity. Lineage: Eukaryota; Viridiplantae; Streptophyta; Magnoliopsida; Sapindales; Anacardiaceae. The record is from RefSeq and is a predicted model, not a curated record. Gene Ontology annotation, biological process: chlorophyll catabolic process. The coding region runs from base 141 to 1100 and encodes 319 amino acids. The transcript is spliced from 2 exons.
UCACGGCCAUAUUUUUCACAUGCAACAAACAAAUUAUAAUUAACAAUUCUGGUCCCCCAAGUCCCUCAAGAAUGACAUUAUAAAUCUGUUCCAGCUCUCUGACACGACAACCAAAAAGAUCAGAUCGAUCUUACGGAAUAAUGGCAGUGGUGGGAGCUAAGCUAGUUUCAAUAAAAGAAUCGACAACACUUGACGUCUUUGUGAAAGGAAGUUAUUCUCCAACAACCACCACAAUUGAGCCGUCAAAUAAUUCACCUCCUAAGCAAUUGUUUAUUGUUUGUCCGUCGGAAGCAGGAACUUAUGAUGUUAUAUUGUUCUUCCCUGGUACCUCCCUUAGCAACAACAGCUAUUCUGAGCUCUUUCAACAUAUUGCUUCCCACGGAUUCAUACUUGUUGCUCCUCAGUUAUACAGCUUGUUGCCACCGUGUGGAAACACGGAAGUUGACUAUGCAGCACAGGUUGCAAAUUGGUUAUCUUCAGGGCUUCAAUCAGUUCUUCCGGAGAAUGUUAAACCAAAUCUAAACAAUCUUGUUCUUUCCGGCCACAGCCGAGGAGGACAAACAGCUUUUGCUCUAGCAAUUGGAUACGCCAAAAGCCCUCAAGUCGUCCCUCAAUUUUCAGCAAUAAUCGGCAUAGACCCCGUCGCGGGGACAUCAGUACUCACCGCACUUAAUCCACCCUUGCUCUCUCACGACUCAUUCGACUUCUUGUCUUCCUCCAUGCCGGUCACCGUGAUCGGAACCGGGCUGGGUGGCGUAACAAAGUGCUUUGCGUCCUGCGCUCCAGAAGGAGCCAACCACGAGGAGUUUUAUAAGAGAUGUAAAUCUACUCGAGCUCAUUUUGUUGCCACAGACUACGGCCACAUGGAUAUAUUGGAUGAUCGUCCGGCGGAUUUGAAUUCCAGGGUAUUGUCUAAAUGUUUGUGCACAAAUGGAAAGUACUCAAGGGAUCCCAUGAGAAAAUGCGUUGGUGGAAUUGCGGUGGCGUUUUUGAAGAAAUUUGUUGAUUUGAUCAGCGGUGAUGAUGAUUUUAUCACAAUUGUGAAAGAUCCUUCUGUUGCUCCUAUAAGGCUUGAUUCAAUCGAGUUCAUUGAAGGAUAAAAUCAUGCGUGGCCAACACCCAAGUUAGUUUGAAUAGGCGUGGCUAUGGAUUUAUUCAUAUUCAUUACGGUCUUUGCAUUGAAGAGCCUUUACCAUGAAUUAUGGCUGCUUAUUUUAAGUAUCUGGAGAGAUAUAUAUUUAUAUGUAUUAUUUUAUUAUUAAAUAAUUUUAAAUUAAAUAUAAUAUAAUAUUUAAUCA